This is a messenger RNA of Branchiostoma belcheri (Belcher's lancelet), 942 nucleotides long. RefSeq lists its product as uncharacterized. Lineage: Eukaryota; Metazoa; Chordata; Leptocardii; Amphioxiformes; Branchiostomatidae. The transcript has a single exon. The coding region runs from base 157 to 942 and encodes 261 amino acids. The record is from RefSeq and is a predicted model, not a curated record. Gene Ontology annotation, molecular function: protein binding.
AUUAUCAGUUUUCACAGUCGGGCUGGUAUGAAAGGAAAGCUUAUCAAAUAUGCAUAUCGCGACGUGUCAGGGUGAAUAAUAGAAAUCAAUGUGCGACGUCCGACGCUUCGGUGCGACAACCUUUCUCACCCCCGGGCCCAUCCGUCAGGUUCCUACAUGGUACACCCGGAGCGAGGAGAGACUACCGACACUCGACGUGGUGCAAGCCGACGCGUGGAAAUGGUGUUCGGCUCGAUCGUGCUCUUGGUGUACGUGCCUCUCUUUAUCCGGGUCCUGUCGGCGAGCGCUUCAACCGACGACGGACGGAUGUUACUACCGUGGGCGGAAAAAAACGCGACCCUGGUCCUAAACGUGACACGAAUCGGGGCGUACGAGGCGACCCUAACCUGGGCGGCGCCGCGAACCAGACUCAACCUGACAGACGUGACCUAUAGACUGUCAGUGGACUACAGACACUACAGACACGAGGCGUGGAAACACAUAAGGGAUCUGAGCUUCACUGAUAAAACUUCCUCCCACCUGCUGAAGGAUUUAGAAAGCCACUCGUGGUACCAGGUUUGCUUGUGGAUCCAUUUCGAAAACUAUGGAAACUUUGGAAACUUAACUGGUGACACAAGCGAUAGAAAGGUGUGUCGAGAGUUUGUGACAAAACAUGUUCUAACGAGAGAUGGGAUACUAGCGAUUUUCGUGGCUACCUUACUGGGUUGUAUGAUUCUAGCGAUGAUUGGAACAUGUGUUGUGGAUGUUUAUUUUUACACAAUCAAGGGGCACGACAGAGAGAAGGAUAUUGUGAUGGUGCGAGCAUCAAUGAUUCCGUACGUCCAGAAGAACAGAUGUCCGUGUCAGGAUAGAAACAAACUGCAGAGAAAACAGUCCAAGAAGCAAAAGAAACCGGCCCCCAGUGGGAUGUACGGGCUACGAGGAGGCACAAUCAAAAGAUAA